ACACUGUAUUAUACAGGUACGCAAAUUUAAUGUUUGGAGUUGAGGGUUUCCCUUGCUCUCUUGUUUUCUCGUCUCAUCGUUUUCUUUCAUCUUUUUAGGACCUCUUUGGGGAGGGGUUGGUCAGGUUCUUUACCUAGACUAGAAAGGGAAAAGGAAAAGGCAAACACGAUAGCGUAAUGGGGAGAGGGAGAGUUGAGUUGAAGAGAAUUGAGAACAAAAUUAACAGGCAGGUUACUUUUGCCAAGAGGAGAAAUGGGUUGCUCAAGAAAGCUUAUGAACUCUCAGUUCUUUGCGAUGCUGAAGUUGCUCUCAUCAUCUUCUCUAAUCGUGGCAAGCUCUUUGAGUUUUCUGGUGGCUCUAGCAUGACUAAGACGCUCGAGAAGUAUCGAAGGUGUAGUUAUGACAUACGGGAUGGUGCCCGCCACCUAAAUAACAAUGGGCCACAGAGCUUUGAUGAUUACUUGAACCUAAAAGCCACAGUUGAAUUCAUGCAGCAAUCUCAGAGAAACCUUUUGGGGGAAGAUUUAGGACCGCUGAAUGCCAAGGAACUUGAGCAACUUGAGCAUCAAUUGGAGACAUCCUUGGAGCGCAUUAGAUCCACAAAGACACAAACCCUAAUGGACCAGCUUGCAGAACUUCAACGCAAGGAGCAUAUGCUUGUUGAAGACAACCGAAGUUUAAGAAAGAAGCUGGAAGAAAGCAGCGCGCAAGUAGCGGCAGCCUCCGCGGCGUGGGGCUGGGAAGGCGGCGCGGGAGGACACAGCAUGGACUAUUCCAGCCGCAUUGCUUCACAAUCAGACGCCUUUUUCUACCCCAUAACCCAACCCAUACCCACUUUACAAAUGGGGUACAAUUCUGUUGGCUCAGUUGGAUUGAGUAAUAAUAAUAAUAACAAUAAUAGGAACGUUGGAGCUCCACCCCAAAAUGGCAAUGGAUUUCAGGUUGGAUGGAUGCUUUAAGACUAAACUCAGAGGCUUAUUCCCAGUAAUGUAUAUGAAUUUGGGGCAUGCUUAGACUCUUCUCCUACCUGUGUCCAGUAUUGUAUUGAUCUAUGCAACUUGUAAUUACGACUCUCCAAUUCCAAACAUAUUCAACAAAACAAGCUUAUGACUUGUCAAAUCAUACAUAUGGUUAAUUAUAUUGUUACGUAUGCUUCAUUA
Molecule: messenger RNA, 1160 nt
Organism: Cucurbita maxima (winter squash)
Lineage: Eukaryota; Viridiplantae; Streptophyta; Magnoliopsida; Cucurbitales; Cucurbitaceae
Product: MADS-box protein EJ2-like
Exons: 8
Coding region: 177-959 (260 amino acids)
Biological process (GO): positive regulation of transcription by RNA polymerase II
Cellular component (GO): nucleus
Molecular function (GO): DNA-binding transcription factor activity, RNA polymerase II-specific; RNA polymerase II cis-regulatory region sequence-specific DNA binding; protein dimerization activity
Source: RefSeq, a predicted model, not a curated record